AUGGAAAGUAUAAAAUAGGAGCGAAAUUUUGUAAAUGAACAUUCUAUAUCAAAAUACUUAAAGUGUACUAUUUGUUCGGCUGUUUUUGAUGAACCCACUAGAUUAAAAUGCGGCCAUACUUUUUGUAAACCAUGCAUUGUUUUCUGGUUGAAGGAUCAUCCUAAUUGUCCUCAAUGCAGAGCAAAUACAAAAUAAAAGGACUUCUAAUCUGAUCGUAUUGCUGCAGGAAUUAUAAGUGAACUGGCUGUUUAUUGUUUAAAUAGAAACUAUGGUUGUAAAUGGAAAGGUGUUAUAGAUAACUUAUAAAUUCAUUAAAAGAAAUGCAGUGCUAAAAGUGAUGCAACUUAACUUAACCUGAAAAUGGAAUACUAUUAGGAGAACGAUGAGGAUUACGAACUUGCUUAAUCAAAUGAUCCAGGAAAUAUAGGCACAAGAAUAUUGGCCAAAUUGAAGGAUAAAGGAGAGGUCAUUGAUGCCUUAAAAUCUUCCAAUGAAAAUACAAAAGAUGAUAAUUUAGAAGAAAAUGAUCCAAUGUUAUUUUUGGAUGAAUUGCAAAAAUUAUCAGAAAACAUCCCUUUAGAAGAAUAGAGGGAUAAACUUUCUUUUAACGAAAAGAGAGAAACUAACUUUGAUGAUGAAGAUCUACCUAAGCAAUGCCGUGAAAGAAUAAAUAAAUAAUCAAAUAUGUGA
This is a messenger RNA of Paramecium tetraurelia, 690 nucleotides long. RefSeq lists its product as uncharacterized. Gene Ontology annotation, biological process: protein polyubiquitination; ubiquitin-dependent protein catabolic process. Lineage: Eukaryota; Ciliophora; Oligohymenophorea; Peniculida; Parameciidae. The record is from RefSeq and is a predicted model, not a curated record. The transcript has 3 exons. Gene Ontology annotation, molecular function: ubiquitin protein ligase activity.